Molecule: messenger RNA, 1130 nt
Organism: Olea europaea var. sylvestris
Lineage: Eukaryota; Viridiplantae; Streptophyta; Magnoliopsida; Lamiales; Oleaceae
Product: late embryogenesis abundant protein M17-like
Exons: 6
Coding region: 62-982 (306 amino acids)
Source: RefSeq, a predicted model, not a curated record
UAGAAUUUCCACUACAUUCUCAAAGUCCUUUCUUGCUAUACUAAUAAGUGAAUUCUGAACAAUGAAGUCUAAGGUUUUUAUUCUCCUUGGUCUUGCUCUUCUUGUUUGUUCAGCUGUUGCAGACGAAGCAGUAUCCAUAGAGGAUUCUCAAAAGAAGACAAAGGAAGAACCGAAGCAAACCAACCAAGGCGGAGGUGGUGGCAGUUACUGUAGAAACCGGUGGUGCUGCGGUGGAUGGGGUCACAAUGGCUGUAAUAGAUACUGUUGUCGAAAUGAAAAUGAAGUUGAGGCAGUACAGGAAAUCAAUGAACCGAAGCAAACUAACCAAGGUGGAGGUGGUGGUGGUUACUGUAGAAACCGGUGGUGCUGCGGAGGCUGGGGCCGCAAUGGCUGUAAUAGAUACUGUUGUCGAAAUGAAAAUGCAGUUGAGGUAGCAGAUGACAUAAAUGAACCAAAGCAACCAAAGCAGGGCGGAGGUGGUGGCGGUUACUGCAGGAACCGGUGGUGCUGCGGUGGAUGGGGCCCCAGAGGCUGUAAUAGAUACUGUUGCCGCUAUGAAAAUGAAGUUGAGGCAGCAGAGGACAUAAAUGAACCGAAUCAACCCAACCAGGGCGGAGGUGGUGGCGGUUACUGCAGGAACCGGUGGUGCUGCGGUGGAUGGGGCCCCAGAGGCUGUAAUAGAUACUGUUGCCGCUAUGCAAAUGAAGCCGAGCUAGCAGAUACUGUUGAUGAAAACAAUAUCCAAGAUGGCGGUUCGGGCAGCGGCCAUGGUGGAGGACACGAUGGAGGCCAUGGUGGUGGCGGUGGUGGACAUGGUGGGGGCCACGGUGGCGGACAUGGCGGCGGGGGCGGCCAUGGAGGAGGUUGCAAACAUGGUUGCUGCGGAGGAUAUGGCAACAAAGGAGGUUGCAGGUGCUGCCCCAAUGCCGAAGAAGCUAAAGCCUUUGAGGAAAAUCAAGCCAAAGCAGAAACCAAGAACUAGAGUUUCUACUUCGUACAAGGAGAAUAAUAUGCCAUGUAACAAUGUACUAUGCUAAAAAAUAAAUUACAUGGUAAUGACAUGUUAUAAUAAAAUGUAGCUGGUCUUUCUUGAAAAAAGACCACAUUAAAAAUCAUAUAUGAAUUUUCUA